Messenger RNA from Cryptomeria japonica (Japanese cedar), 944 nucleotides. Its product is annotated as large ribosomal subunit protein uL11. Gene Ontology annotation, biological process: translation. Gene Ontology annotation, cellular component: cytosolic large ribosomal subunit; ribosome. The coding region runs from base 98 to 598 and encodes 166 amino acids. The record is from RefSeq and is a predicted model, not a curated record. NCBI's taxonomy places the organism in Eukaryota, Viridiplantae, Streptophyta, Pinopsida, Cupressales, Cupressaceae. The transcript has 2 exons. Gene Ontology annotation, molecular function: structural constituent of ribosome; large ribosomal subunit rRNA binding.
AUUUUGAAAGUUAUUCGGGCUAUUUUGAUCGCGGGCGUCAGUCUAAAACCUGCCGGUUGAGAUUUCGAAGGGUUUGGACUUUGGAGUUUCAGUAAAAAUGCCGCCUAAGUUCGAUCCGUCACAGGUAGUGGAGGUUUAUGUACGUGUUACAGGAGGCGAAGUCGGGGCAGCGUCAUCUUUGGCGCCAAAGAUUGGACCUCUAGGUCUUUCUCCGAAGAAAAUCGGAGAAGACAUAGCAAAGGAAACAGCUAGAGAUUGGAAAGGGCUGAGAGUGACUGUUAAACUUACUGUCCAAAACAGGCAAGCGAAAGUCGCUGUAGUUCCCAGUGCUGCAGCACUGGUGAUAAAAGCAUUGAAGGAGCCUGAAAGGGACCGCAAAAAGACUAAAAAUAUCAAGCAUUCGGGGAACAUCUCGUUAGACGAUGUUAUCGAAAUUGCGAAAGUAAUGAAGCCACGCUCAAUGGCAAAAGCCCUCGCCGGGACAGUCAAGGAGAUUCUCGGCACUUGUGUAUCAGUGGGGUGUACCGUAGACGGGAAGGACCCCAAGGAUUUGCAGAGCGAGAUAGAUGAAGGGGAGGUCGAGAUCCCCGAAGAUUGAUUAAAAUUGGAACGAGAUUGAUUUGGAUGUCGCAUGGCUUUGAUAAUGCCGAUUCCUUUAUAGAGAUGGGAUUUCCAAGUAAAGGUAGAAUCAGGAAGAGGAGUGAAGGAUAAUUUUGUUUGAUGUGAUUUUAUGAUGAACUUGAGGGUAAAUGGUGAAGAUAUAAUAUGUCUCCACCUCAUUUUUAUCCCGACACUAUUAGUCAUGAUUCUAUUCUUGUUAUUUCAAGUUUCAACAGAACCUUAGUUUUUAACUGUCAUAAUUUUUGUUACAAUACGGAAGGAGAUAAAUUAUAUGUAUUGUUUUUUUUGAAACUUGGAUGGAGCACUUACUGGUUUGGUCAUUA